AUGGCAAAGUCUGAUACGUUUUAUCUGGAAGCCUCCCAGCUUUUAUGUAUUGCUUCCUCAAAAACUACCAGUCUGAGAAACGCUUAUUUUAAUCAGAAGUCUACCAAAAGUAAAGCUGUUUAUGCUCUUGUCGCCAAGUGCUUAAGAGUGCAACCGGUUAUUAUUGCCGCAUUAAAGGAAGUAGGUGCUCUGAAAUGCAAUAUUUCACACAUUAAAUCUUCGAACUCAAACGCUUGUACUGCAUGCUUAUUGUCUGUUGUGGCAUUUGAUGUCAGUUGUCCACGGCGAUCGUUUGGUUCAAGAAGGGAAGCUCUUAAACUACUACAACAGCACGGAUCUUCCCAUAAUAUAGCUUCAAGUCUUCGUAGAAUCAUAAAAAGUGGUGUCAAGUCAGCUGGUGCCAAUAAAAUCGUCACCCAAAAGAUUCCAGUUUAUGUGCGUGUCAUUGAACCAAUGGAUAAAAUUAUUGAAACUUUAUCAAGUGUUGAAAGCUUUAAGCAGAUUUCCUAUGAUCAUGGAACAACGUCCUACAAAAAGUUUAUCAAACUCGUAAAGGGGCUUAAAAUUGAUGAAUUUAUAAGAGAUUACCAUUUCCCCUAUUUAUUACUACUUUUUGCACCCGGAACAGACCUUCAUCUUUCUUCUAUAAUUACGUCUAAAUUGGGUGUUAUUCAGGAUAAGGCAAGCUGCCUUCCACCUUUGGUUUUGUUGGAUGCUAUUAGCUUACCCCAGAACCAAUCAAUUACUAUUUUAGACGCCUGUGCUGCUCCUGGAAACAAAACUACACUUUUACUAUCAGGUUUGAAAGAUUUUUCACAACGUAGCCAGGUUAUUGCUCUCGAUAGAGACAAACGGAGGUUUGAUCAGCUUUGUAGGAACCUAAAGGGUUUUCACAAGGAUAUUUUAUAUGUGAACGAUGAAGUUAAAAAUCCUGAAGCACAAUUUGAUAUCACCUGUGAUACAAGAUUGUGCGAUUUUCUGAAUAUAGAUCCGAUGGCAGAUAAGGAUUUUUCUGAUGUAACAGCAAUUAUUGUUGAUCCGACUUGCACUGGCUCGGGUCUACGAUCCAAGUGUCCAGAACUGAUGGCUGAGAGCGAACACCAGGAGGAGACUGGUCGGGUGGAUCGUUUGGCUAGUUUGCAGGCGAAAAUUCUUAGACAUGCUCUCUCCUUCCCAUCUGUACUUGUCGUUGUUUACUCAACGUGCUCUGUCUACCAACAGGAGAAUGAAGGAGUUAUUAUGGAUGUUAUAAAUUCCGGAGCAGCAAACGAUUUUGAGCUCUUGUCAGUCUGGAGAAAGGGGAAUAAGAGGGAGGAAAAUGGCGCUCCGUUGAGUCGUUUUACUCCUCAGGCUCGAUGGAAAUCGCGAGGUCGCAUUGAAGGUGUUGACGAAGAUGAUGAUAUGAAUCAAAUGAUGUCUAGGUGUCUUCGUUCUUCCACGGAAAAGGACCUCACUAUUGGAUUCUUUGUUGCCUGCUUCAAGCGCAAGGAGUGA
Messenger RNA from Rodentolepis nana, 1494 nucleotides. NCBI's taxonomy places the organism in Eukaryota, Metazoa, Platyhelminthes, Cestoda, Cyclophyllidea, Hymenolepididae. The record is from the annotation of a GenBank genome assembly.